UAAUACUCACAUGUGGUUUCCCAGAACCUGGUAGAGUUGGAGACCAGAGUGAUAGAGCUCAGACUGCACCACAACAAACUAGAGGAUCUCUCGGGAGCUCUGAUGGGGCUGACAAGUCUGCAGAGGCUAAACUUGAGUCAUAACAUGUUAACCCACAUUUCACCGGACGACUUCAUCGGCUUGGACAACUUGAAGAUUUUAGACAUCUCACAUAAUAUGCUUUCUACAUUAGAAGAGACUUCAAAGACUUUCCUGCCUUCUCUGGAGGAAUUGAUGGCAACACACAACCAACUGACUGCUCUAGAACGGGAUUUCCACGGUCUACCUGUACUCUGCUGGGCAGAUCUAUCGCACAACCACAUCCGUCAUAUCAGCAAGGAACUUGUCGAGAAGACACAAUGCCAGUUGUAUGGUGUCAACAGAACACUGAACAUUUACCUCAAUGAGAAUCCAGUUCUUUGCGAUGACGACAUGAUGGCUAUAAUAAAACUCAUGGAAGAGAGGAACACGACAAAAGUGUACGGAGAAGUGGAUUGCGUUGUGGAAGUGAACAAUACUGUGCCUAUGGCCAUGCCCAUGAUGCCUCUGGCAGCAUAAGCUCGUGUGAUAUUCAUACCCGCUUCAAUUACUUGUGGUCAUACUUAUAUAUAUGAGCUUCUUACAUUGCCCAGAGUCUGCAAGGGCUCGGAUCACUAAUUUCUGAGGUUACCAUCGUAUUUAUGUAGUAGCAGCGUUUCAAAUAGUAUAAGCUUCACAGAAGUAAAAUAUUUUAGUUCAUAAUUUUGUAUUAAACUCUUAGUUGUUUGUGUUAUUAUUGUCAUGUAUUAAAAUAUUGUAGACAUUAAGUUGUAUAAUUUCUUAGUUGGCACUGUACAUGUUUUAUAUUUGUAUUAACCUUGUUAUUAUUGAAUUGAAAAUUAAGUAAUUACUUAGAAUUAGAGUAGAUGUAUAUUCUAGUUAUAAAUGUAUUUUAAAUGACCGAAACCUACAUUAUUUUAUUAAUUCUUGUGUCUUCCAUUUAAAAAACUUCUAUUUUUGUUAUUAUACUCAUUUUAAAGUCAUUGUAGCGAAUGUAUUUCUUAAUUAUAACGUAAUUAAUGAUAAUCGUGUAUUUUCAUGUAAUUCACUGUCCAAUGUUUAUGUACGCACAAUUAAUACAUAAUAAUAUAUUACUGUAAAUAUUAUGAUGAAAAAUUAUGCAAAUUUUAUAAUUUAUUUCAAGUUAUCAAAAUUAAUUAUUGGAAAAGAUGUCACUGUGGACAACGGCUGUGAACGAUGUAAUAUUUUACAAACAUUUUAUAUUUAAGUGAACAAGUACAUUACAUGAAAACUAUUUUAACUAUAGACUGUUACAUGUUACGUGUAAAGGGUGUCUGGUGUUUCUGAUGUGGUGAAAUUCAAUAGAAAUAAUUGAGAAUCAAUUUCAAGAGAAAUAUAGCAAAUGUUAACAAGAAAAAUAUAAGAGAAGAUACAUUUUUCUUUGCAGCCAUUUUUACAGCUAACAUUCUAAGGUUAAUUCCUCUACAUAGUCUUAACGUUAUGUAUCAAUUAUUAAAUAUUGUUCUUUAAUAUAAACAUAACCAAAAUUUACUAUAAGAUCAGACUUUAAAAAAAUUCUAGAACACUGAAUUACGUUUUACUUUUGUAAAAUGCCUGUGAUUUUAUAUCAGAAUUUAAUUAAAGGGUAAUCAUUUACCUAGUGAAUUAUAAAUGUAGAAUUGAUUACAACAAAAUCAUGUUUUAUUUUUAAGUCAGGGUGUAGCUUUUAGACUGUACAUAACUUAUGCUGUAACAUUUUAUAAAGUUUUCACUAACAAUAUAUAUGUUUCUAUAUUUACAGUUGUAUUGUAAAAUAAAGAAUAAAGUUUUUAAAAUGAAUUAUAUAAGUAUAUAUUUAUAUAUAGUACAUUACUUUGACGACUAUGCAACCUGACACAAUAGAGUUGUUAAGCAAACAAAACCCUAUGGAGUUAUUAAACAAUUUAUUUACAAAUAAAA
Molecule: messenger RNA, 1998 nt
Organism: Homalodisca vitripennis (glassy-winged sharpshooter)
Lineage: Eukaryota; Metazoa; Arthropoda; Insecta; Hemiptera; Cicadellidae
Product: insulin-like growth factor-binding protein complex acid labile subunit
Exons: 3
Coding region: 103-597 (164 amino acids)
Molecular function (GO): protein binding
Source: RefSeq, a predicted model, not a curated record